AUGGUUCAAUCAAGUGACCGCAUGGCUGGUGACCUUUGCUAUGCCGCAACUCAGACUUCUACCCUUAUGGUCGCUACCGACAACCAGGUUUGUCUUGCCGGUGCGAAUAAGAGGCAAUUGAAAGUAUUACAGGGUGCCUUGACAGGCAUGAGGGAGGAAGUCCAUGAUUCGGAGGCGGAGCGCCAAGAUCCAUCAGAGCGACUUGAAGACCAAGUGAGUUCUCUUAUUCGGAAGAAAGGUACACUGGCGAGUGAGUUCGCUAGGUACCAACGUCAACUGGCCCAUGCUCGUGUUGAUGGCAUGGUUGCUCGAGAAUUCGCCAAUGGGGUCCGGGGUGUUCGUGAGGCAUGUGAGGCCCUUGGGUUUGAAAAGGAAAAGCAACUAAGUGGUUGCUCCACACGUGCCAGAGAACCUGAAGUCCUAGAUCCUAGCCCUGUUGCAAGAAGGGUUGAAGAGGUGUAUGUCACUUUGUCGUCCAUUGCCGAGACGGAUUUUGUGGGCCUCUUUCGCUUGGGGAGCUGGAUUAUGACGGCUUCCGCCAGUUUUGCUGUAGGCUGA
This is a messenger RNA of Lactuca saligna, 558 nucleotides long. The record is from the annotation of a GenBank genome assembly. NCBI's taxonomy places the organism in Eukaryota, Viridiplantae, Streptophyta, Magnoliopsida, Asterales, Asteraceae.